AAUACAAAAAGAAGAGUGGGCCGUUCGGCCCGGCCCAAAAAACUCCGUCCCCAAUUUCCACUUGCUUUCGCUUUUUGGGAAAAGGCAGUGACCAAUGACACCCCCCCAGACGAAAAAAAUGGAACCAAUUUUUGAUUCCUAGUUGAAAAAUUUAAAUAAAUAAAUUACAAAAAUACAAUAAUCUCAGACUCCAGAGAGAGAGAGAGAGAGAGAGGAGAGAGCGGAGAAGAUAUUUUGUGUGCCGUCUGCGAUCGCUAGGGUUUCUGGUUCUGGAUCUUCAACCGGCUUCUACUUCGCCGACGAUUCAAGGGUUUCUUCGUCGUCCUUGUCGAGCAGGGUUUUUGUGAUGAAUUGAUUCAACCUGUUGGGUUCGGUGGUGACGCAACUUGUGGUUUUGAAUUGAGUUAACUCGUUGGUUCUGACUUCUGAAUAGGGGUUUCAUUUGGAGCUCAAGGGCUUUUAGGGUUUCGAAAUUAGGUAUUGGAAAUAGUCUAGCAGAAGUGGUGACUUUGUUUUACUAUGCGAAGUUCCUGGGCUGAUUCUGUCGCUAACUCAGCAGCUGAGAAUGUAGCAGUUGCUGGUUCAUCUGCUAGCAAUGGGGUUGUUGGUAGCACCUCUGCAGCUACACGAGCAGCGUAUGUUCCUCCACAUCUCCGAAAUCGAGCACCUUCGGCAGACCCAGUUGCUGCUCCAGCUUAUGGUGCCCCACCUUCUGCUAAUGAUCGACCUGGGUAUGGUGCUCCCCCAGGAGGCCGUUGGGGUGGUCCACGGAACGACUAUAAUAGAUCUGCAUAUAGUAGUGGUGGACGGGGUGGUGGUUGGAGUAGCAGAGGUGGUGGUUGGGAUCGUGGGAGGGAACGGGAAGUUAACCCUUUUGGGGACGAUGAUGGAGAUGAGCAGGAUGCGUUUAAUGAGCAGGAGAAUACUGGCAUUAACUUUGAUGCUUAUGAAGAUAUUCCAGUGGAGACAAGUGGGGAUAAUGUGCCGCCCCCAGUGAAUACCUUUGCUGAAAUUGACUUGGGGGAAGCACUCAAUCAAAAUAUCCGAAGGUGCAAGUAUGUGAAGCCAACGCCUGUGCAGCGGCAUGCCAUACCUAUCUCCCUUGGAGGGCGGGAUUUAAUGGCAUGUGCCCAGACCGGAUCUGGAAAAACAGCUGCUUUUUGUUUUCCAAUUAUCAGUGGGAUUAUGAGGGGUCAGGCUCCACAGAGACCGCCACGUGGGGCACGCACUGUGUACCCACUUGCUCUUAUUCUGUCUCCAACAAGAGAACUUUCAUGCCAAAUACACGAAGAAGCUAAAAAAUUUUCAUAUCAAACUGGUGUCAAGGUGGUUGUUGCUUAUGGAGGUGCACCAAUUAACCAACAGCUGAGGGAUCUGGAGAGAGGUGUAGAUAUUCUUGUGGCAACACCAGGGCGUUUGGUUGAUUUGUUAGAGAGGGCCAGGGUGUCUUUACAGAUGAUCCGGUAUUUAGCUCUAGAUGAAGCUGAUCGAAUGUUGGAUAUGGGAUUUGAGCCUCAAAUAAGGAAAAUUGUGGAGCAAAUGGACAUGCCUCCACCAGGUGCAAGACAGACAAUGCUGUUCAGUGCUACCUUCCCCAAAGAGAUACAGAGAUUGGCGUCUGAUUUCCUGUCAAGUUAUAUUUUUUUGGCUGUUGGAAGAGUUGGCUCUAGUACUGAUUUGAUCAUUCAAAGAGUUGAAUUUGUUCAUGAUUCUGACAAAAGAAGCCAUCUCAUGGACCUUUUGCAUGCACAGAGGGCAAAUGGUGUUCAAGGCAAGCAAGCUCUUACUUUAGUUUUUGUGGAGACAAAGAAGGGUGCUGAUUCUCUGGAGCAUUGGUUGUGCAUGAAUGGUUUUCCUGCUACUACAAUUCAUGGUGAUAGAACACAACAGGAAAGAGAAUAUGCAUUGAGAUCGUUUAAAAGUGGAAAAACCCCAAUUUUGGUUGCAACGGAUGUGGCAGCUCGUGGUCUUGAUAUACCUCAUGUUGCCCAUGUAGUAAACUUUGACCUCCCUAACGAUAUUGAUGAUUAUGUUCACCGUAUCGGACGAACAGGGCGAGCUGGGAAAACAGGACUGGCCACCGCUUUCUUUAACGAGAACAACUCCUCUUUAGCAAGGGCCCUGUCGGAACUUAUGCAAGAAUCAAAUCAAGAAGUGCCUGCAUGGCUUUCUCGUUUUGCAGCCCGAUCUUCCUAUGGCGGAGGAAGGAACCGUCGGCCUGGGGGAGGUCGUUUUGGUGGUCGCGACUAUCGGAGAGACGCCUCUUACAGUAGGGGCAGUUCUGAUUACUACAGUGGGGGAAACAGCAGUGGCGGCUAUGGGGCUUCUGUUGGAUAUGGUGGAGGAUACAAUCCAGGGAUGACAAGUGCAUGGGACUAGGUAUCUGACUUGUGACUUGGUUCUGUUUGAAAUAUAGUUACUUCUGAAAUAUAGUUUCUAGGUAAUAGUUGUGGACUUAUUCCUUAUUUUACAGGGCUAUUUUUGUUUUAGUUUCCCCCUUUUUCCUUUUUUUUUUUUUUCUUUGGGCUAAUGUUUAGGUUCCCCUUAUUUCUACACACUUUUGAGGAAUUGAUUUCACUGUUUUCAAAGGGAGGGGAAUGUAUUGGCACCACAAGAAUGGAGGUGUGCGAUGCUGGGGGGUGGUGGUGAAAACAAUUUAUGAAGAUUAGGAUUUACUUGUCUAUUGUUUCAUCCUUCCGUUAAAUGGUAGAUUUUGAUGGGUGAUGGGUUGUCAAAUGUGUAGUGGGAAGGGGAAAGGGUUUGUAAUGGUGAUAUUUAUGUUUUUCUCAUAAUGCAUAUUCUCUCUUGACCCAGCUUGACUGGGG
Messenger RNA from Malania oleifera, 2825 nucleotides. RefSeq names its product DEAD-box ATP-dependent RNA helicase 37-like. Gene Ontology annotation, cellular component: nucleus. Gene Ontology annotation, molecular function: ATP binding; RNA helicase activity; RNA binding. The coding region runs from base 520 to 2379 and encodes 619 amino acids. The transcript has 7 exons. The record is from RefSeq and is a predicted model, not a curated record. Lineage: Eukaryota; Viridiplantae; Streptophyta; Magnoliopsida; Santalales; Ximeniaceae.